This is a messenger RNA of Diachasmimorpha longicaudata, 1132 nucleotides long. RefSeq names its product nucleoside hydrolase-like. Gene Ontology annotation, molecular function: hydrolase activity, hydrolyzing N-glycosyl compounds. Lineage: Eukaryota; Metazoa; Arthropoda; Insecta; Hymenoptera; Braconidae. Bases 19 to 969 code for a protein of 316 amino acids. The record is from RefSeq and is a predicted model, not a curated record. The transcript has 5 exons.
UUUUAUUGAUCUCUCAAGAUGAAAAAAGUAAUCGUGGAUUGCGACGCGGGGUAUGAUGAUGCAGUCGCUCUGGUGCUGUUGAUUGCAGCACACAAACAGAACCAAGUAGAAAUAAAAGCUAUUACGUGUGUGAAUGGGAAUGUAAAAGUCGAUCAUGUCGUGAACAAUGUUUUUAGAACGCUUGAAGCUUGUAAUGCACUUGAUAUUCCAGUCUAUAAAGGAGCGCAUUCUGCUCUCAUCGCUGCAGAGACAUCGAAAAAAGCUGAGGAAAUUCGUUACCACGGGCGUGAUGGCUUUGGAGAUGUUUUCACGAAUACUGCAGACGUCAGUAAACUUCAGCUGGAACACGCAGUUGUGGCUAUCCAUAAAUUAAUAACUGAAAAUCCCAAUGAAAUUUCUGUUGUUUGUUUGGGUCCCCUCACGAACAUCGCUCUUGCAAUUAAAGUCUACCCUGAAAUUCUGGAUAUUAUCAAGGAAUUUUACAUCAUGGGAGGCAACUCAACAGCUGUAGGAAACGCCUCCUGCCAAGCGGAAUUCAAUUUCUUCGCAGAUUGUGAGAGCGUCCACAUCGUUCUGGGGAGUAAUAUCAAACCCCUGUGGUUACUUCCAUGGGAAACAUGUAUUAAAUCUACGAUAACACACCACUGGAGGGAUAAUAUCCUUGGGAAGGAGCUCACCAAAGUAGUUGAACUGAUAAAUAAAGUGGAAGGGGGAGUCUACUUAAAACAGACGAAAAAAGAGUUCUACAGACCCUGUGAUGCCUUUACAGCAGCUGUUCUCCUGAAUCCCGACCUAGUGAUUAAGAAAACGGACUAUCACGCAGACAUCGAGCUCCGGGGGACGAGGACAAGGGGCCAGGUGGUGCUGGAUCACCUCCAGCAGAACGAGCCGAAUGUCCACUUGAUCGAGGAGAUCGACUUCAGGAAAUUCGAGGAACUGAUGUUUUCUGCUUUUACUUUUUCAUUUUGAAUUCAUCAGAGCUAAAUAUUUAACCAAAUUUUGUUCAUUGGAAAAUUUUCCUGACCGUAAAUGGAAAAUUUAAAUUAUGCCAACUUUUUUUGUACUUUCAGAUCCUAUUUUUAUUGUACUUGCAUCAAGCCUUAACAAUAAAAUAUUUCCUCGUAUACCAUAA